UGCGAUUGCGGCUGCUCCGAUCACUACGGUGGCUCCGAUUACCGCGGUUGCUCCGGUGGCGAGUUGUAGGCAGUUUUGGAAAGCCGGCGACUACGAGGGCGGCGGCAAUGGGGCUAAUCUUUAUGAUGAAGAAAUGGAUCAUGUGAGGGUUCAUCCAAAAUUCUUGCAUUCAAAUGCAACCAGCCAUAAAUGGGCUUUAGGAGCUUUUGCAGAGCUUCUGGACAAUGCCUUAGAUGAGAGUUGCAAUGGAGCCACCUAUUGCGACGUCGACAUAGCAGAGAACACGAAGGACAUGACAAAAAUGGUGGUGGUGCAAGACAACGGCGGCGGCAUGACUCCUAACAAGAUGCGGCAAUGCAUGUCCCUAGGCUAUUCCGCCAAGACCAAAAUCUCGGGCACAAUCGGCCAAUAUGGAAAUGGUUUCAAGACUAGUACAAUGAGGCUUGGGGCUGAUGUCAUUGUCUUCUCGCGCUGUCAAGGGAAGUACGGUGGAAGCUCUACGCAGACCAUUGGCUUGCUAUCCUACUCAUUCUUGCGUGGCACCGGAAAAGAAGACAUUGUUGUUCCCAUGAUUGAUUACGAAAAGAAGGGAGAAGUAUGGAGUCAAUAUGUGAAAUCUUCACCCGAUUGUUGGGACAGAAACCUUGAGACUAUUAUUGAGUGGUCUCCAUAUCAAUCUGAGGGGGAUCUUCUUCAACAGUUCGAUUUCUUGAGCGAGCAAGGAACGCGCAUUGUGAUCUAUAAUCUGUGGGACGACGACUUAGGCUCACGCGAGCUCGAUUUUGACACAGAUCCACAUGACAUUCAACUCCGGGGAGACGAGAGAAACGAGAAGAAGAUCAAGAUGGCGGACACGUACUCGAGCUCUAGCCACUUCCUCACUUACCGCCACUCUCUCAGAAGCUACGCCUCGAUACUGUACCGUAGAUUGCCACCUGGCUUCCGCAUGAUCUUGCGAGGAAAGGAGGUUGAUCAUCAUGAUAUCAUCUCUGAUCUGAUGCUGACUGAGUCCCUCGUCUAUAGGCCUGCCCCUCGCCCCGACACGCCUCCUUCAAGAGAUCCCAAUAUGUCGGCAACGGUGACUCUUGGAUUUGUGAAAGAUGCACAUCACCAUAUUGAUAUUCAAGGCUUCAAUGUGUAUCAUAAAAACAGACUCAUUAAGCCCUUUUGGAGGGUUUGGAAUGCUGCUGGUAGUGAUGGGAGGGGAGUUAUAGGUGUUUUGGAGGCGAAUUUCAUCGAACCAGCACACGAUAAGCAAGGAUUUGAGCGCACGGUUGCACUCUCAAGGCUUGAAAACAGACUAGUCCACUUUCAGAAGAAUUUUUGGUCUACAAAGUGUCAACUCAUUGGCUAUGCCCCGAGGCGCAGUUCCAAGAAUAGCGUUUCUCCUGAUAAGUCCGGCUCUUUUGAAGCCGAGCCAAGAUCAGCAAAGAGGGCUAGUGAUGGCGAUGGUGAGAUGCAGCCAAACCCGAAAAGAGCAAGAGAAGAUGGACCAUCUGCCAAUGGACUUUCGGAUCGAAAGGCACAAUGUAGUACUACUGCUACUGCUACUACUACUAAUACUACUACUCCGCGCCAACAGCCUCAAUCAACACAACAUGAUGUUAAGAUCAAGCCCCUUCCUCGAGUUCAAUCAUGCUCGUUGAGUUCAAGCGGAGACGAAGCAGCCCUUUCCUCGAGUUCGAACAUGGUCUUUGAGUUGAAGCAAGAGAAUCAAGGCUUGAGAGAGAGUUUGGAUAUUAUGGUGCAAGAGUUGCAAAAUGAGAGAGAGAAGUGCAAGUCACUCCAAAAUGAGCUUCAAAAUACAAAAAGGAUGAUUGCUACAAUGGAUCAAGAACAGGAAAUGCUUGUUACUACUUUCGCGGAUGAAAGGAGCCGACGAGAAGAGGAGGAGGAGAAUUUGAGAAGUAGAUUAAAGGAUGCUUCUGACACUAUUCAAUCGUUGCUUAACAAAGUGAAGAAACUGGAGGAAGGAAGAUGCUGAUUAGUCUUUAAAUUGUUAAAACAUUCACCCUCUUGUAAUUGAGUUGUUAACUAGCUAGUAUUAAUUUUUUUUGUUAUGAAGAGAUUAGUCCCCUUUCCGUAAAUGGUAAAUUGUAUUGGAAUGUAAUCCAAUUGAAUUCAAUUCUAACAGUUUUUCGUGAUAAAAA
This is a messenger RNA of Salvia hispanica, 2150 nucleotides long. Its product is annotated as protein MICRORCHIDIA 7-like. The record is from RefSeq and is a predicted model, not a curated record. Gene Ontology annotation, cellular component: nucleus. Lineage: Eukaryota; Viridiplantae; Streptophyta; Magnoliopsida; Lamiales; Lamiaceae. Gene Ontology annotation, molecular function: ATP hydrolysis activity.